Messenger RNA from Sinocyclocheilus anshuiensis, 1184 nucleotides. Its product is annotated as homeobox protein Hox-B4a-like. The record is from RefSeq and is a predicted model, not a curated record. The transcript is spliced from 2 exons. Bases 50 to 790 code for a protein of 246 amino acids. Gene Ontology annotation, molecular function: DNA-binding transcription factor activity, RNA polymerase II-specific; RNA polymerase II cis-regulatory region sequence-specific DNA binding. NCBI's taxonomy places the organism in Eukaryota, Metazoa, Chordata, Actinopteri, Cypriniformes, Cyprinidae. Gene Ontology annotation, cellular component: nucleus; nucleoplasm. Gene Ontology annotation, biological process: anterior/posterior pattern specification; positive regulation of transcription by RNA polymerase II; embryonic skeletal system morphogenesis.
GGGAUACAUAUAAAUUUUAGUAUAUUUUGUGUGCAAUUCAAAGAAAUUAAUGGCCAUGAGUUCCUAUUUGAUCAACUCCAACUAUGUGGACCCCAAGUUUCCACCAUGCGAGGAAUAUUCCCAGAGCGACUACCUACCCAGUCACUCUCCGGACUACUACAGCGCCCAGAGGCAAGACCCCUCGUUCCAGCAUGAGUCGAUCUACCACCAGCGGUCGGGCUGCGCCGACCCACCCUACUCAUCGUGCCAUGGUUCGGGGCAGCCUGCCGCGGUCAUCUCUCCGCGAGGUCACGUUCUACCCACAACCGCACUCUCGACCCCUCUCCCUGAACCAAGCCAUCACUGCGACUCGGUAACUCCGAGCCCUCCGCCUGCCUGCGGUCAGACUCCCACUAGCCAAAACACUUCACCGGUCACUUCAAGAAAGGAUCCCGUGGUAUACCCCUGGAUGAAAAAAGUCCACGUAAACAUCGUGAACCCGAACUAUUCAGGGGGUGAACCCAAGCGCUCACGCACAGCCUACACGAGGCAGCAAGUCCUGGAAUUGGAGAAAGAGUUCCAUUACAACCGCUAUCUGACUCGCAGACGGAGGGUGGAGAUUGCCCAUACACUAUGCCUAUCCGAACGACAGAUUAAGAUUUGGUUUCAGAACCGGCGCAUGAAGUGGAAGAAGGACCAUAAGCUUCCCAACACCAAAAUACGCAGCAGCUCUGCCAACACUAAUUCAAGCAGCGGCCCGACACUGGGCAGCAAUCAGAACCGAGCAAGCGGACCUCCGCCAAGUCUAUAGCACUCCACUGUUGCCCAAAACACGUACAAUUAUAAAAUCUAAUUUUCUGGAGUGUAGAACGUGGAUUUUACCUGCGUUGUGUCUCCCUACUCUCCCCUGCACUCUAAUUACAGGGAUAAAAUACGAGGAAGAUGUGGGGGAAAGGAGCAAAGAAAAUGUCCAUCUUUUUAACACUCAAAAUGGGUGAAGACUCGAACUCAAAUGCUAGAUGGGUUGCUUUCCCAGUCUGGUUCCCAUUGUUAUCCCGCACGCCUCUCCUGCUCACUCGCCCCUUUCAUAAGCACAGAAGGCGGCAGAUAGUUUUCAGAUUUGGUGAAGAUGGAUCCGUGUUUCAUCUUUAAUCACGCCAAACUCGGCCUCAUUUGUCAUGUUUACUCUGUGGUACAAAGGAUGA